GUCGGAGUUCACAGAGAUGUUGGGUACCAUCAUGGAGGACCACUCCGCGAACGUCCAACGUUUGGUGGACAAAUUCCGGAGCAGGUCCGAGGACACGAGGCUCGACACAGGAGGCGUGCGACGUGUUUGGGAGAACCUGUUGCGUCAGGUGGAGGCUGAUGCGUUAGCUCACCUGGACUUCGCCAAGGUUCUCCAACAGCAACUCUCUAGGCCCACCUUGGAAGCGAGUUUCCACAGGAAGCUUCAGUCUAGGAAGGUGUUCGCUCAUCGCGAGGCUUUCGAACAGCUGGUGGCCAAAUCCGAGGAGAAGCUGCAGCGUGCCCGGGCGGAUUACAAGCGCGCGUACGCCGCGUUACUGAUGCUAGAGGGCGGCAGCGAACAGGACCUAAAACGUGCUUACUUCGAGGCGCACAACGCGUACGUUCUGCAAUUGAGGGCCACGAAUGCCAUCACGGAACGAUACCAGACGCGAUGUCUGACCGGUAUCCUCGGCGAGAUAGCGGAGGUCUACGAGGAUCUAUGCGGAUUGGCUUGCAAAUGCGUCACCGGGUUCACGGAGGCGAUUGCGGAGCGGUCUCGCGAGCAGGCCAAGCGUUAUCAAGCCAUCUCCGAGGAAGCCCAAGUCGUCGCGCCUUUGAACGACCUGCAAAUUUUAGCACGGAGUUUGACGGCCACAGGGACUCCGUCAAAGAAGCCUGCCAGACGUCUGUUCGUUGCGCCAGGCCCUCCGGAACAGGUACCGAUGGAGAGAAUCAAUCAGGUACCAUCUUUGAGAGACGAGUUGGCUCCGACGGGAACCAGUACCCUGCCGAUGAUGGAGGAUCUCCGACGGGAACACGACGCUCUCAGCCAGAAAAUCUCGGGGCUUCAAGAAGCUUUAGAUUCACUGAUGCGCAUGCAACGCAAGAGCGCCGAAAGCAACCUUUACACCAAAGUGGCCGAGCUGCAGAAAGACAUUUCCAUGAAGCGUUUCGAGCUUGGGGAGGCACAGUUGAACCUCGCGGCCGUUCAAGCACAGAAAGAGCUGUUCGGUAGCGGAGAAGCCGGUCAACCGGAUGGGGUGAGCAGCCGGAAGAUGUCGAAUGGCUCGACCGGAAGUACCAAGCACAAAUGGCUGAAAGCGUUCAAGAGUCUGAAGACGACGAGCUCGCCGACAACACCGCCGUCCGCAGACAAGAAAAGUCUCGAAUCGGAGGGCGGGCACAUAUGGCGCGAGUACACUUAUCGGAAGAUCACCCCCUGCGACGCCUGUGGCCAGGUGUUGCGCGGCCACAGCCGUCAGGGCGUCAGGUGUCGCGGCUGCAAGGCGAACGCGCACACCGACUGCAUCCAACUGGUGCAGCCGGCCAUGUGCCCGAGCUUGGCGCCGAAAAAGAGCGGCGGCAUACCACUUCUUCGGAGGCAGAAGACGCAGGCUCAGGUCGACGAGACUCCGGCCGCAGAGCACAACGUGGACGCCAUAUACCAGGUGCUGAAGCAGGCAGGCGAGAUCCGUGGAAACUCGACAAACUCACCACCUACGCCUCCCACAGCAGAUCAUCCUCCCUCCGGUGCAGCACCUUCGUCAGCGAGGGCCUCCUCCCACCCCUGUUCCUCGUCCACCUCUGCGCCGCAUAGCCCGCAACGUAGACGAGAGAGGCUCAACCUGAGAAUGAAGAGCUUCAGCUUGGACUCGCCGGAGGGGACCGCGCACGUUCGGCAUCGCUCGAGGGAUUACUAUGCCGGCGGCCAGAGAGAGUCCACGCCGCCAAGGCACUCCGACAGCGGGAGCAUCAACAGAUUGUCUCCGUGCAGCCCGGGCCAAGGGCACACGGUUCACAAGCCCGUCAGAGGGGCCGUCAGGAUGUCGAGCAUGGAAUUACCGGACGAGAACGAGAAAUCCUAUUCCUCGGCCAGCACAUCGCCGUGCCCGUCGCCGCAUACUAACAAUCAGAAUCACAUGAACCCGCCGGGGAAACGUGUCCUGCCACCCAAUAACCUCUACGUAGCCCUCUACAACUUCGACGCGCGUCAUCGGGACGAAUUGGAUUUAAAGGCUGGUUAUAAAAUAACAGUGAUCGACAAGUCAGAAAGGGAUUGGUGGAAAGGCAAGUGCUUGGGCGGACGAGUCGGUUACUUCCCAAGUGCCUACGUCAUGAGAGUGGAGUCUGGCCAGAAGACUCUCCAAGUCACGCGUAAUCUACAGCUUACCGAUCAGAUCACACUAUUGCGUGAUCAGAUCGUGAUCCAGGUCGGCGAGGAGGUAGAUGGCGUAGCCAUGGUGCGAUGCGCAGCGGACGUCCGUUCGGCGGACCACACGGGAAAGGAGGGCGAGGUGCUGUACAGGGAGACCCUCUGCCCUUUGAAGUACUUGCAAGAGGUGUGACAACAACCUCGCCGAUACGUCGCCGAGAAGUACUACGACUGUCUGCAGUGCGCAGAGCAGUGCCACCACGUGACGAACGUAGUCACCAGUAACAACAAUAACAUCAACAGCAGCAGCA
Molecule: messenger RNA, 2483 nt
Organism: Megalopta genalis
Lineage: Eukaryota; Metazoa; Arthropoda; Insecta; Hymenoptera; Halictidae
Gene: Stacl
Product: SH3 and cysteine-rich domain-containing protein
Biological process (GO): skeletal muscle contraction; positive regulation of voltage-gated calcium channel activity; positive regulation of protein localization to plasma membrane
Molecular function (GO): protein binding
Source: RefSeq, a predicted model, not a curated record